This is a messenger RNA of Moneuplotes crassus, 1544 nucleotides long. NCBI's taxonomy places the organism in Eukaryota, Ciliophora, Spirotrichea, Euplotida, Euplotidae. The record is from the annotation of a GenBank genome assembly.
UUCCAAGAUAGGUAUUUUUAGUCUAAAUUAUUAGCUUCUGAAAGUGGCUUGAUCCAAAGUUUUGAGAUCAAUCAUCCUGAGGAAAAACAAGAAAUUGAUAAUAGUAUCACGAUGAGCCAAGCCUUGAAGAAUAUCUUCUUAAAUUACAUCCCUAGUGCUCUUACGAUGUAUAUUGAGUAUUCAGUAACAUUUCUGAAUGUGCUUUUCAUCAGUCUUUUAGAUGAUCCAGUUCUUGUAUCUGGCUGUGGUCUGGGGCUCUUUUUGGUGACCAAUGUAAUCUUCACAUGGAAUGUAGGCCUCUGCGGAGGGAUAGACACUCUUGUCUCUCAGGCCUUUGGAAGAAAGGAUUAUAAAUUAUGUGGGACAUACUUAAACACUUCAAAAAUAUUAUUCUGCAUUUUGGCAAUUCCCCAAGCUUUAAUUCUUUUUAAAUCGAGGAGUAUCUUGGCUCUCUUUGGUCAACCUGAGGAUGCAUCUAUUGUUGCUCAAAAGUAUGCAAGCGUUGUUAUGUUUGGGAUGUUUCUCAAUAUGCAGUUCGAGGCAACAAGAAGGUUCUUAAUAGCACAAGGGAUCUUCAGGCCGGUAUUAUACACUCUAACAUUCACAACUAUUUUUCAUAUAAUAGGAUUGUACAUCACUGUCCUUCACUUAGGAUGGGAAAUUAAUGGUGUAGGGCUAGUGACGGUGUGCACAUUUAUCCUUAACUACUCGAUAAUCCUUGUCUAUGUCAAUAUCAAGCAGAAAAGGGUUUUAUCCAAUGAAUGGUUCUUUAUGGAUAAAGAAGCUUUAAGAGCAAUCCCUGAAUUUUUGAAAUAUGGAAUUCCAGCGGCUCUAAUGAUGAUGAUCGAAGUUUUAGGGUAUGAUAUGCAGACUAUUUUUGCAGGAUGGCUAGGAUCAAGCCAACAAGCAGCCAAUAUAAUAAUGUUCCAGAUCUGGAUUUUAAUAUUUAUGAAUUCAUUAGGAGUUACUUAUUGCUCAACAAGUCUUGUUGGAAAUUCUCUUGGAGGAAAUAAACCAGAGGCUGCGAAGACAUAUUCUGAAGCUACUUUCAUCUUUGGGUUUUCAACUACCUUUGUGCUUGCAUUAAUUUAUUACAUCUUUAGACAUGCUAUUAUUGGAGCAUUUACAUCAAACCAAGAGGUUACGUACCAUAUUAUGGACUGCUUUUCAUUAUAUUUGAUAGCACUUUUCUCUGAUUGUGGACAAGGUUUCGGUCAAGGAAUCAUCAGAGCAGCAGGAUAUCAGAAAUUAGCUUCCUGUGUCCAACUGGUAUCAUUAUGGGCUGUAUUAGUUCCCUUAGCAUAUGUCCUUGCCUUUGUAUUUGAUUUUGGCUUCAAAGGAAUUUGGAUAGCAACUCCUAUUUCAGCUACAAUGUUAAUGAUUGGAUACAUCGGAAUCAUUUUCUGUAUUCCAUGGACCAAGCUUGCUGAGGAAGUAUCAAAGAAGAGGUCAACGGACUCAAACGAUUCAGAAGGGGAAUCAGCUCAGAGUCUCCUCUAAAACUCACUAAAAACGCUCAAAACCCAUAAUUUUCAACAUUCGAC